AUGGCCGACGUCGAGAUGACAGAUGCCCCGACUAAGACCAAGACCUCCAAGGUUGAUACCGCCGCCGACUCUGGAAAGAAGCGUUUUGAAGUCAAGAAGUGGAACGCCGUCGCUCUUUGGGCCUGGGACAUCGUCGUCGACAACUGCGCUAUUUGCCGCAACCACAUCAUGGACCUGUGCAUCGACUGCCAGGCCAACCAAGCCUCCGCCACCAGCGAGGAAUGCACCGUAGCAUGGGGUAUUUGUAACCACGCUUUCCACUUCCACUGCAUCUCGCGUUGGUUGAAGACGCGUCAAGUCUGCCCUCUUGACAACAGAGACUGGGAGUUCCAAAAGUACGGUCGAUAA
This is a messenger RNA of Aureobasidium pullulans EXF-150, 348 nucleotides long. RefSeq names its product RING/U-box. The transcript has 4 exons. Gene Ontology annotation, molecular function: ubiquitin protein ligase activity; cullin family protein binding; zinc ion binding. The coding region runs from base 1 to 348 and encodes 115 amino acids. NCBI's taxonomy places the organism in Eukaryota, Fungi, Ascomycota, Dothideomycetes, Dothideales, Saccotheciaceae. Gene Ontology annotation, biological process: protein ubiquitination; ubiquitin-dependent protein catabolic process. Gene Ontology annotation, cellular component: cullin-RING ubiquitin ligase complex; nucleus. The record is from RefSeq and is a predicted model, not a curated record.